Molecule: messenger RNA, 10379 nt
Organism: Chelonia mydas (Green sea turtle)
Lineage: Eukaryota; Metazoa; Chordata; Testudines; Cheloniidae
Gene: CACNA2D1
Product: calcium voltage-gated channel auxiliary subunit alpha2delta 1
Exons: 40
Coding region: 652-3990 (1112 amino acids)
Cellular component (GO): L-type voltage-gated calcium channel complex
Molecular function (GO): voltage-gated calcium channel activity
Source: RefSeq, a predicted model, not a curated record
GCUGUCUUGUGCAGGGCUUUCUGGCAUGUGGCUGGCUGGGGCCAGGCACCAUCUCUCUCCCUCCCCCCGAGCACGGGAGAUCAGAUGCUGACUUUGGGAGUUCCUCCUAUUCCUUGUAUGGAAAGCGGCUCCCCAUAGGGCUCGCCGAGACUCAUCUGACACCUUCCCCCGCUGUGACUUUCCCCAGCUUCCCUUUUCUUCGUGCUCGUAGCAGGGAAGCAAAGGAGAAAUCUCCCAGCCUCUGCUGCUUCCCACAACUCACCCGCUCCAGCAGCCCCCACGCCCGCCGCCUCCGCCUCCUCCCUCCCCUCCCCUCCUCCGCAAUCGGGAAUAAAUCAGAGGAGGAGAGACCCAGGCACGCCAGAGCGAGCGGAGAUCUGCUCCCAAAGUAGCCCUGAUGGCGGCGGAUCGGAUGGAGCCGGAGCUGCUGCUGGAGUAGCGGAGAGCCCCCUGGAUCCCCCGCUCCACCCACAGAUCUCAGUCGGUCUCCUCCCCACCCUCCGCUCCGCUCCCUGCUGCUGUGCCCAUCGCUGGGCGGCUCCUCGGAGAAGGGAGGGGGACACUUUAAAAAACAAAACACCCCCCCCCACUCAUUUAAUUUUAUUAUUUGUUCCGUCUCCGUGACUGGGGGAUCGAUCUUCGAUCAGGAAGAUGGCUGCUGGCUGGCUGCUAGUCUUCAGUCUGACACUUUUCCAGUCCCUGGUGAUGAACCUGUCCUCGGAAGGACCGUUCCCUUCUGCCUCAACAAUAAAGUCAUGGGUGGAGAAAAUGCAAGAGGAUCUUGUAACGUUGGCAAGAAGCGCAAGUGGGGUGGACGAGCUUGCCAAGAUUUAUACGAAACACAACAAUCUGUAUACAGUGGAAGCCAACAAUGCACGUAAAUUGGUGGAAAUGGCGGCCACAGAUAUUGAAAAACUACUGAGUAAUAGAUCGAAAGCCCUGGUGAACCUUGCAACAAAAGCAGAGACAUUUCAAAAAUCGCAUCAGUGGAGGGAUGAGUUUGGGAAUAAUGAUAUCAUCUAUUACAAUGCAAAAGAUGAUCAGAACGAUUCUGAAAAGAAUGAGACUGAAACUGGAAGCCAGAGAAUCAGACCAGUGUUUGAAGAAGAUGCUGUUUUUGGGCGACAAAUAUCUUACCAGCAUACAGCAGUCCACAUACCAACAGAUAUUUAUGAAGGCUCUACAAUAGUGUUAAAUGAACUCAACUGGACUGGAGCAUUGGAUGAAGUAUUCAAAAAGAACAGAGAUGAAGACCCAACUUUGUUGUGGCAGGUUUUUGGUAGUGCGACUGGCCUCGCCAGGUAUUAUCCAGCCUCCCCAUGGGUAGAUAAAAGCCGAACUCCAAACAAGAUAGAUCUAUAUGAUGUUCGCAGAAGACCAUGGUACAUCCAAGGAGCUGCAUCUCCAAAAGAUAUGCUUAUUUUAGUUGAUGCGAGUGGGAGCGUUAGUGGACUGACGCUGAAAUUGAUCCGAACCUCCGUCAUUGAGAUGCUAGAAACCUUGUCAGAUGAUGAUUUUGUGAAUGUAGUUUCAUUUAACAAUAACGCUCAGAACGUCAGUUGCUUUAAUCAUCUUGUCCAAGCUAAUGUGAGGAACAAGAAGAAGCUGAAAGAGGCAGUCUACAAAAUCUCAGCUAAAGGAAUCACUGACUACAAGAAAGGCUUUAGCUAUGCUUUUGAACAGUUGCUAAAUCACAGUGUCUCUAGAGCUAACUGCAAUAAGAUCAUUAUGUUGUUUACUGAUGGUGGUGAAGAAAGAGCACAAGAGAUUUUCCACAAAUACAACAAAGACAAAAACGUACGUGUAUUCACAUUUUCUGUUGGUCAACAUAAUUAUGACAAAGGACCCAUACAAUGGAUGGCCUGCCAAAAUAAAGGUUACUAUUAUGAAAUUCCUUCCAUUGGAGCGAUAAGAAUAAACACACAGGAAUAUUUGGACGUUUUGGGGAGACCGAUGGUUUUAGCUGGAGAUAAAGCAAAACAAGUCCAGUGGACCAAUGUGUAUUUGGAUGCACUGGAACUGGGCCUUGUCAUUACUGGGACUCUGCCUGUCUUUAAUCUAACAGAAGACCAACAAGGGAACAAGAACCAGCUGAUUCUUGGAGUUAUGGGAGUUGAUGUCUCUUUGGAGGACAUAAAAAAACUGACACCACGGUUUACAUUGUGCCCAAAUGGUUACUAUUUUGCAAUUGACCCUAAUGGUUAUGUGUUACUUCAUCCAGAUCUUCAACCAAAGCAUAUUGGUGUGGGCAUACCAAAAGUUAAUGUGAGAAAAAGGAGACCCAAUGCCCAGAAUCCUAAAUCUCAGGAGCCUGUUACACUGGAUUUUCUGGAUGCUGAGCUAGAAAAUGAUAUUAAAGUUGAGAUUCGGAAAAAAAUGAUAGAUGGAGAAAGUGGGGAAAGAACAUUUAAAACAUUGGUCAAGUCUCAAGAUGAGAGAUAUAUUGACAAAGGAAACAGAACGUAUACAUGGACUGCUGUGAAUGGCACAGAUUACAGUUUGGCCUUGGUAUUACCAUCCUACAGCUUUUACUACAUUAAAGCCAAAAUAGAAGAACCAAUAACUCAGGCCAGAUUCAAAGAGGAUUCAGAAACGCUAAAGACUGAUCACUUUGAUGAAGCUGGCUAUACCUUUAUAGCACCAAGAGAAUACUGUAAUGAUGUAAAAGUAUCAGACAACAACACUGAAUUUCUUUUAAAUUUCAAUGAGUUUAUUGAUCGAAAUACCCCAAACAGCCCUUCAUGUAAUGCUGAUAUGGUCAUUAGAGUUUUGCUGGAUGCAGGAUUUACAAAUGAACUAGUCCAGAAUUAUUGGAGUAAGCAAUCUCUCAAUGGAGUUGUUGCACAAUUUGUGGUCACGGAUGGUGGAAUCACUAGGGUUUACCCUAAAAGGGAAGGAGAGAAUUGGACAGAAAAUCCUGAAACUUACGAAGUCAGUUUCUAUAAACGGAGCUUGGAUAAUGACAACUAUAUCUUCACAGCUCCAUACUACAACAAAAGUGACGCCAGUAGCUAUGAAACGGGCAUUAUGGUGAGCAAGGCUGUGGAAAUAACCAUUGGUGGAAAACUUCUUAAACCCGCAGUUGUUGGAAUAAAAAUUGAUGCAGGCCAAUGGAUGGAAAAUUUCACCAAAACCACAAUCAAGAGCCUGUGCAACAGUGAACUUUGUGGCUGUGAAAGAGGCAGUAUGCACCUGGAUUGUGUUGUUCUUGAUGAUGGUGGAUUUCUUUUGAUGUCAAAUCAGGAGGAAUAUACCAAACAGAUUGGACGAUUCUUUGGUGAGAUUGACCCUGACCUGAUGCGAAACCUCAUUAACAUGUCCUUAUAUGCCUUUAACAAGUCUUACGACUAUCAGUCUGUUUGUGAUCCUGAAGAAGAACCAAAGCAAGGAGCUGGUCUUCGUUCUGCAUACGUGCCUACAGUAGCGGAUAUUUUGCAUGUCGGAUGGUGGGCCUCUGCAGCUGCCUGGUCUAUCUUGCAACAGCUGUUUUUGGGCCUGACUUUUCCACGUUUCCUUGAGGCAGCGGAAGCAGAUGAUGACGACUACACUGCUGCCCUAUCCAAACAGAGCUGCAUUACUGAGCAAACUCAGUAUUUCUUUGAAAAUGACGAUAAAUCCUUCAGUGGGAUCGUAGACUGUAUAAACUGUUCCAGACUUUAUCAUGCAGAAAAAGUUUCACACACCAAUCUAGUAUUUAUAAUUAGUGACAGCCAAAAGAUGUGCCACUCCUGUGACCCAAAGCCAUUGAUGCAAGCAGAAAAGCCGGAUGAAGGGCCAAAUCCUUGUGAAAUGGUGAAGCAACCCAGAUACAGAAAGGGGCCUGAUGUCUGCUUUGAUAAAGAUGACCGGGAUCAGCCUAUAUGCACAACGAGUCGUGCCUCUGCCAUGAUGUCCGCUCCUAUCUUCAUUUUUCUGCAACUUUUCAUAUGGUGUGGAUGGUCAGUUACUUUCUCUAAUUUUUGUUUUGUUUUGUUUUUGUUCUUUGCAUAAAAGAGUAACAAUCUUUUUUACUAACUAAGCCCACGAAAGAAAAUGGAAUGAAAUGGGUCCCAAAAACGGCAAUCUGGAACAAAUUCCUGUAGCAAUUUAAGGGAAAAUUAAAAAAGCCCUGCCCAGAGACUUGUAAAUCAGAAUUAAUAGAACUGUGGGGAUCUCCCCCAUAGAGUUAGGAACCUGCCAGCUUUGUAGGGCUGCAAUAUUUGAGCUUCUAUUCAUAUCGCUGUCAUUACCUUCUAUGCUAGACCUUCCAAAUGUUUAUUGCUUCCCAUGCUCCUGGUAAAGAUGAGAAUGAGGAAGAAGAAAAAGAAGACAUCCAGGACAAACUUUCUACAUAGAAAUAAACAGAGGUCCAAAGUAGUUGGAAGAGACUACAGUUCCUGCAAAUCUAAAACUAUACAAGUCACAGCAUAACUGAAUGCUGUCUUUAGGGUUUGCCAAAAUCAUUGCUGUGGAGAACAUUAGAAGUUCACAGUGUCGCCAAGUCCAUACAGAGGUUGAUGAUCAAAAUAAUAACACUCAUUGCUUGUUAGUAGGAAUUCAAAAAAAUCAUGUUGACUUUUUUUAACCUAAUAUCCAGCAAAACACAGUGUCAUUGGCUAAUACAAGAGAACUUUUGCUUCUAAUAAAAAUAUUGAUAUGUGUUUCAGAACACAAGAUUCAGCACUAUGAAUCUAGAACACUAGUGUAUGGAGACAUCCGGAUUCAUAAAGAAAGUUCAAUCUUUGUCUCCAUGUUAUGUUUAUUAGUUUGGAAACUCUGUGCUACCAUCAUUGCUAAUAUACCGAAGAAUCGAUGAUCUGAGUAACAUCAUAAAGCAUGUUCCUUGUACGGUGGAAGAAUGUCAGUAUAUAGAUAGCAGUAUUGAUAGAACUUCUCAGCAGACCACUAGAGGGAGAUGCUACCAUGACUAUUAUUGUAAAGCUAACAAUGAAAAGAACAAAUAGAAUCAUUAUAUUAUGAUGGGAAUUAAGUUUCAAUGUUAAAAUAUAUUAGAUAAAUUAUAUUUGUUUCUAAAUGUUCUAAAAUAUUUUCAGCAAUGUUUUAGAUAUUUUUGAAAGGUUAAGUACAUAUAGUUAUGGUUAUAGGUGAUAUUUAUAACUAGGUAAAAAAAUUAAAACAAAUCAGUUGUAAGAGUUCAUCGUCUUUAUUGCCUUUAGUGUUGGAAAAAGCUAAAUCACUUGGAUGUCAAUAAAAAAAAGUCACACUCAGUUUGAUAGCUGUUGUUUUCUGAGCUUCACAUAACGUAUUAAACAGUCUCAUGACUAGCAAACAUAGGAAGUUGAAUAGGUGCAGUUCAAGAUUGGGAGGAAGAAUUAAAAUUCCUCUCCAACAUCAGCCCCAUGUAAAAUGUGAAGACCAGAUUCUGACAUCUUUACUCAUGUUGAGUAGUGCUUUGCUCUAUAAGUAGCUGUAUUAAAAUCAAGUAAGGUACUAAUCAUACAUAAGGUUAGCAGAAUCUGCCCAUAAAUAAAAUUGCUAAGGACCCAAUUCUGUGUCCGGCAAGUCAUUCCAAAACACCCAUGGAAGCAAAACCUCACAACACAACUUCAACAGAUGGAUUCUCAGCAGCAGUAGAUGGAAACUAGGCAAGAUUCAAAGUUAACUUUUUGUUCCUCAGUUCAGCCCUUAAUAAUUCUGUGACUUUGAGUCAGGCUCUCAUCCGGUAUAAAUCUAUAUAGUUCUGUUGAAGUCACUGAAACCAAAACUGAGUUACACCAGCUGACAAUCUGGUUAAUGAAUUAUAGCUUUCUUUUUGUCUUCUUUUCGGGAGGGCACAGCAAAAAUGCCUGUAUCCCUUAUGUACUUGUACCUGGUUGCUUUAAAAAAUAAAAAUAAUAAUAAACAAGGAAAACAACAUGCAAGUUGUUUCUUACAGGAGGACCUUCUAUAAGAUACUGAGCCCCCUUGACUCCCACUGAAGUCAGUGGGUGCUGUGAGACUGCUUAACAUGUUGUUGGAUUGGACUAAAUUGAAUGUUUCAGUUGUGAAAUGGACUACCAGUGAAAUGAUCAACACAUCAGGCAUCACAAGAAAGAUCAUUAAUAUUGCACCAAAAAAAUCUUUUGAUAGCUAGGGUGAGUGAGGUAACACAACUGUUUUCCAAAAAAAGGCAUAUAGUGUACCCAUUUUAAUACAGGAAUUAUUGAUCAAGACAAUCUGAAAACAGUACACAUAGGGAUUAUGGCUCCAUCUAGUGGCAGAAAAUAGCCCAACGUUUAUGUAUGACCAAAAAUGGACCUCAAACUCAAUUGUCUUUUGCUGAAUCAAGGAGCUUUCCUUACAACGUGCAGCUUUCAAAAUGUCUUCUAUAUAUGUUAAAAGGCCAAGAUUGUAAGCUCAUUGGAGCAGGGAACUUUUGUGUGUGUGUGUGUUUAUAUAGUACCUAACACAAUGGGGUCCUGGUCCAUCACUGGGGCUCCUCGGUGCUACUGCAAUACAACUAAUUAAUAAUAUUAAUAUUUUAUAACACACGUUUAACUUUAGUUAUAAUGUACGUCUGAAGGGGAAGCAAGUAUUUACACGUUUCUUUGACAGCUCAUGCUGUCCCCCCGGAGAUUUUGAUACAUUUACUUUGAUGUAAAUAUGUGGCUAUGUAAAAAUGUUGACUGCUAACAUGAAAAUACUAAAUUAAGCUGGUACUGUGUAGUCAGAAAAUAAGCUUAUCGUGUAUCAUUUUGGUAGGACUGCCUAACCGGGAGAAAUAGUGUUUGGAUUUGUCUCUCUUCCCACUCCUUCCUCUCAAACCUUGAUGUCGAGGAGAACUGGCAAGUGAUUUUUGACUAGAGGAAAGCUCACACUGCUAGCAGGAAAAGAAAGUGGCAAAAAAGGCUUCUUGGUGUUGAGGGAAAAUCCAUGCUACAAAUGAUUAAUAAUAAGGUAACAGAGAAAAAUUGCCCCAGUUAAAAUAUCCUUAUUCAGGACUGAAUAGUGUUAUGAAUUGGAAAAGAACAGGUCCAGUGUCUGACAGUGCUGGCAGAAGGGGAAGAAGUGAGUGAAACUUAUGUAAAUAACAGAAUGAUUGUGAAAGAAAGAGAAGUUCUGGGCAGCCUUCCAUGAAGUUAAAUUAUUUGAAAAGGAUAUCCAGCCAUGUUCUGGAGCAGGAAAAGGAGUAUGGAAGCAUCUUUCUAUCAACAGAGGUGGCCAUGACUCAGAGAUUCCUCAUCACUACAUUUUACUCUUAUGGAUGCACUUAUACAAGGAAUCUUGGGAUGAAGGUCCACAGAAAAUUCCAGAACAACUGAGUUCCUUUAGCAGAGUUGGUGAGUGAAGGAAAACAGUUUCACUGAGUCUGAUUCUGCCCUCACGCCAUUUUUUUACUGGUGUGAUUCCAUUAGUUUCAGUGGUGACACCCCUUACAUGUAAAUCAGAAUAGAAUCAGUCUCUCGCUCAUUCCUCCUCCCACCUCUCUUUCUUCAGCCUUGAUUGUUUCCCAUAUCUACACAGUUAUAGCACAUAGGAACCUUGCCAAUUACAAUACACAUUUUUUGGGGAAAAAAACAAAUAAUUUAAAUCAGUAUCAUUGAUUUCUUCCUUAUCAUGGAUAAUCUACCUUUGAUUAGGACAGAAAAAUCUGAGUCCCACAGAAGAUGUCUUCAGGAAUUGUCAUGAGCAAAACUGUGAAGAUACGUGCUUCACUAUGAGUUGGUUCAUGGGCCUCAGAAACUCCAAAUGAUUUAAGUCCGAAACAACCUGCAAAACCCAAAAGAGUAAAAUCUCACUAAUCUUUAAAAAAAUAGAUACAUCUUAUAUGUUUUUAGACUUGUUCUGCUGAACACAACCACGCAUUGUGAGGGUGUCUUAUAUACUCUCUCCUGUCUGAGAUUUUGUUAAGCCACUUCUACCCCACAGUUUCUGAGCCAUCUUCCACUCCUCUCAGAUAGUGAGACUCUCUGAAGCAGAAGUGACAUGCAGUCAAAAUACUGUACCGUAUUUUUCAAUCUGGCAGGUGCAGCACCGUUAAUGUAAUGUACCAGAAUAGUGCAUAUUAUUCAUGAUUCUCAUAUAGACAAUGGAAAGCUACAACACUUCAAGGAUAUCUAACUAUGAAAGGGUUCAGUGGUCAGUGUGAUCUUCCCAGUCAUCUGUUCUAACACGAAGGUGAAGAAAAAACUGAAUACUGAGUAACUCCUGUAGGUGGACAUCCACCUAGUUCACCAGUAUCCUAACCAGAUGCUGUUUUCACUAAUCCGACACUUUCCUCUUCAUAUUAUACCCAGUUUCACUUUAAGCCCCUGGCUUUCCUGUGUGCUUUACUUAAGAAGUGAGCUGUGCCCCUUCCUUUCGAAAUUCAGCUGCAGACACCCAUUCCUUACUUGAAGAUCUCAAACUUUCAAACUUACCAAUAGCUUAAACCAUUUCUUGGGAGAUACUUCCUUUGCAGCGUUUCAGUGAUGAGACUAGGUGUCAGAAAUGUGAUAUAGGCUAUCGUUUGUUGAUGAACCCCGGUCAGAAGAAACCAUCACUGGUAAUGGCCUUUCUAAUGAUGCUCACUAUAAGGAAGAAACUUGUGCAACAGAGUACACUUGUGACUUAUUUGUUGACCAGCAACCUUUGGAAUUUUGAACUUCUAGGGUACAAUUAACAAACAAAACCUCAAUCUACUAGAACUGAAGCUGACAAAUGAAAGGAGUAGCCUGCUGCUACUGGUAAAGAACAGAAGCAAACGCAAGGCAUUUUCUUUGCAAGAGAAUGAUCUAAAGAUUUUAGAAGCAUUUGAAUACUUAUAAAAAAAUAUCUCUGGUCGUCCACUAGCCUGUCUUGUCUUGGCAGUUUAACCUCUCGGAGCAGUGAAAAAACCACAGGACCUCCCAUAUUCCCCUCCGAAAUAACUCUUUGAUUUUCCAGAGAGAGGUUUUAAAAUCUGUCUGACAAGUGUUGUUGCAAAUCAACUUUUUAGGUGGAUAAUGGCUAAAACACUCCAUAUACAGAUUAAAGAUUUUUCGAAGCCGGGGCUUUUGAUGGUUCUUGUAAUACAGGUGGCUAGUUUCAUGUUUACCUACGCUGGCUAGAGGAUUUAGAACCCUGCAGGGAAAUGGUUGCUGAGAGCUGCUGACUGACUGUGGCAGGUGUGACUCAUUAAGUCCACCUUGAUGUAAGCGAUUGGCUCUUUGGGCAGAGAAAAUUGGGGUCAAGGAUGCAGAAAUCUUUGUAGGGAACCUUAGGAGGAGCCAAGUUUAGGACAGAAGCUUCAGUUGAAGUUUAUUUUAGCUAUGUGUUAUUGGAGUUGCCAAACCCCAUAAGUCUGGACAUAAUACAAUGGGCCAGAUCCUCAUGUGGUAUAAAUCAAAGUUGCUUCAAUGGAGCUAAACCAGAUUACAUCAGCUGUGAGUUUGGCCCAGCAAAUGUAGUUCUAAGAUCUAGAGGCAGGGGCUGUGUCUUUCUUUGUCUUCUACGGCACAGAUCAGGCUUUCAGUGCAUUUCCAAGACUGAAUAAUAAGCUUUCCAAUCUGUAUACUUUGAGCACUUCAUUUUGCAGGCGCCAGAUAUAAUUUAUUCCAUCUGUGAUGAGAUAUUUCAGAAGGUAGACAGAGACCAGGUAUAAAGAAAGCAUGGCUCCUUCUCGCCCAGAUACAGAAUAAAACCACUGCAAAAUAUAAAAGCUUUGCCUGCUGAGGUGGUGCAGAGGGCUGUAAAGCUGACUUACCCAGCUCCCUGAGAAUCUCUCAGGCAGAAGAGGAAAUCUUCAGGUAGUCCUGAUUUUUUUUUUGUUUGGGGGCGUGGGGGAGGAGUGGAGAACGUAACGGUGGUGUCUAGCUUGGCCGGACCUGAAUAGCAAGCCUUUGGCGUUUUCACAGGGUAUUCAGUAAGUCAAUACAAGAUUUGGUUCCAGCACUUGAAUAUAGCGAUAUUUGGUCUGGCAGAGUACACUCCUUCUGAAGGUGUGCCCACAGAGAGUACUGGGCAUGGCUAUUUUUUGAAAUAGGCUCCUUUCUCUUACCACAAAGAUUCCACUGCUCUUCCAUCUCUCUUUGCAGUAAAGUGGUGUUUGAAAAAAAAACAAACCAGUGUUGUCAAUGCAAAGAAUUAAACCCGUUAAUUUUAGGCCAGAUAAACAGAGUGAUUUAGGGCUCAUUAGUAGUUUCACAAGUUAUUUCUCAUCUGAAUGCGCAUGCAUCCUGCAUUUUUUAUGGUGAGUGACCACAGUGAGUCUGUGAGUAUUUGUCUUUGUUUUUACAAGGGUAUUCUAGGUAUACCUUCUAUCGCAUUUUCUUUAAAAAUUCAGACUGUUGCCUCCAAGAAUAUUUUUAAUGGCACUUUAGGGAAAACGAUGUAUUUGAGACCAAAAUCCAUCCUGUAGUGUAUUUCAAGUGACAGGCUAAAAUGUAGAUUAUUUCAUUGGAGAUUUAAUGUCAAUUAAUGCUGAACUAUCUCGUUUUCUU